This is a messenger RNA of Pararge aegeria (speckled wood butterfly), 3774 nucleotides long. It is a transcript of the gene unc-13-4A, whose product is annotated as BAI1-associated protein 3. The coding region runs from base 1 to 3774 and encodes 1257 amino acids. NCBI's taxonomy places the organism in Eukaryota, Metazoa, Arthropoda, Insecta, Lepidoptera, Nymphalidae. The record is from RefSeq and is a predicted model, not a curated record. The transcript is spliced from 24 exons.
AUGAGUUUUUUUACGUCAUUGGGCCAGUAUGUGGCUGGCAUGGCUGACAGCGUGGCCGGCCUGGCGUUGUCGCCGCGUCGAGCCCCGCCUCCCCGCCAUCGCUCUGCUGACGAGUCUCAGCAACAGCCACAACCAUCAACUGCCACCAUGAGAGGAUUUCCCCGUGUGGUACCUACUGAGGGUGCUUCUGCGCUUAGUGCCCGACGCCGCACCUUGGACUGCCUUGCUCCUGCGACCACUCCUCGUCGCGGUGGCUCCUUACGAGUGCCGAGGCAGCAGCAAGUACCAGAGAAGCCAACAAUGGCGUUUUGCAAAAGGCGCCUAUCUUGGCCUGAGGUUGAUAACUCCGUGAAUUCCGGGGUUCAAGAUACCGACGGAUCCUAUUUCGAGAGCUUCACAGCUCUUUCCUGGCGUCAAGAGAACCGGCGGCUGGCUGCGCUGCGGCUGGCCGAGGCCAGGGCUGAAAGACCACCCCCCGCUCCCCAAGACCUUGGACUCCCCAGCGUGUCCGCGCAGUUGUCACAUAAAGAACACGAACACUUAUACAACGAGGUAUUGUACUGCAUUGAGAACGCAGUGGGUGCACCAGCACCAGACGGCCAAUUUGCCUCGUACAAAGAAGAAAUGAUUGAGUAUGCCCGUCGGGCGUUCAGAGUACCCCCCGAGGUGCACAUGCGGGCCUUGAGAGCUGCCGGGAGCGAGCGACCCCCUACUGUGGUGCUGGGAUGCGCAGUUAUUGAAGCUGAUGGACUCGAAGCCAAAGAUGCUAAUGGGUAUAGUGACCCCUAUUGUAUGUUGGGCAUUCAGCCGGCCUCGUUACCCGCAUCGCCCCGCGCCUCAGAGGAUGAAGGUCGCAAGCACGGCUUCCGCCUAAGCUUCAAGCGACGUGAUGGACGACAACAACGUGACAGCUUGGGAAGGCUCCCCGCUCGCUACAUCCGCGCCACCAGUGUUCGACCGCACACAUUGUCGCCAAAAUGGAAUGAGACCUUUAAAUUUGACAUCGAUGAUAUUUCAUCGGAUGUACUACACCUGGACAUCUGGGACCAUGAUGAUGAAAGUUCGGUCCUAGACGCCGUAUCACGGCUUAAUGAAGUACGUGGGGUCAGAGGCUUGGGUCGGUUCUUCAAGCAAGUCUGUCAGAGUGCUCGUCAAGGCAGCCAAGAUGACUUCCUUGGCUGCGUCAAUAUACCGUUGCGUGAGAUACCGUCCACAGGAGUGGAAGCUUGGUACAAGCUUGAAGCACGAUCUCAACGAUCAUCAGUGCAGGGUCGUAUCCGGCUUAGACUUUGGCUGUCAGCUCGUGAAGCCGGUAGACAUGACGAUGACAACUGGCAGCAGGUCCGGCAACACGAGCGCCUUUUCGCCGUUUUAUUAGCUCAUGAGGUCGACAUGGCGAUGAGCGGCGUGCCAGGUGGAGCUGAAAGUGACAGCGGGGAGUGGGAAGGAGAAUUAUGUGUUGCGGCACAAACACUGCUUCACCAGCAUGCUGUGCAGGGAGAUAUGAGUUUACUUCAAGCCGCUAUAGCAAGAUUUGCAGCUGCCUGCAAACUCAAUAGCGAAGUCCCCCUUGAUCCCAAGUACAUGCAUAAGCUAUUGAUGGAGUUGGAGCGGGAAUGGUGCGCGAGUGCGAGUUUAAGCGGAAGCGGCAGCGGAAGCGGUGAGGCGGGUGCAAUAACAACGCGAGAUGAGGAACGUUGGCUCUCCGGAUGUUUCUGCGAAUUUGUAGAACGAGCUCUUCAUCAACUACGACUGCACAGGGAUUUGUAUCCCGUACUUCAUCAUUUAAGCCUCAUUAGGUUGGAAUUCCUUCUCCGCUGCCUUAAUCAAGUGUCGCAGAUGAAAGCUUUCUGGCGUUGCUGCCCUUUUAAUAAUGAAAUCAGGAGCGAAAUCGUCAGCGCGCUACGCAAAGGAACAGCAGAAUGGUACGAAGCUCUUUGCGCACAAGACACGGACUCAGAACGCGGAGAAGACCUGGUGAACCUCAUCACGUUGGUGCAAAUCGAUCUGCAGCAAGGACUCACUUAUUAUCACCCAUUGUUUGAGACAACUAACAACGUUCCAUAUUUCAGCGUGGUUUUCACUCAGAUAGACAAAAUGGUGUCAGAGGACGUGAAACAAUGCGUUGAGCUCUGGGUGGCUGAAGGGUGGUGCGGGGUGGCUGAAGAAGAAGUCUUUGAUGAACACGGUAUCGGAAUGUGCGUCGUGUCAGCUAAAACACUGCCGUUUGAAGUGUUGGCAGCUGUGCGGGAACUUUGCUCGGCCGCAUCACCUUCACCAACUUUGCAUGCUGCUCACGAUCCACCACCACAGCUAGUAGAGGCUUAUCAAUGGUUUGAACCGCUGAUCGAUCGAUGGCUCGCUGUAACCAAAACUAUGGCCUUACAGCGGGUGCGAGCAUCGGUAGAAUUGGAUCGCUCUGUUGAAGGGGAACAGAUUGUUAAACAUAGCACUUCUUCCGUUGAUACGGCUGCAUGUUUGUAUCACAUGCGAAUGGUGUGGCGUGCAAUUGGUGGUGCCGAAGAAGGAACCGUAGGUGGAGGGCUAAGACUUUUAGAAGCAGCCUGCGCCACUGCUUUGCACUACGCUGAUCUGGUGCACGGUGCGCUUGCGGAUCAGGGAUACUAUGAAAACCAUGGGCAGAACAAAACAACCGAGGAGAUAUGCACGAUUGUGAACAACCUGGAGUAUGUGCGCCGAUCGCUGUGUGAAUAUGACGACGAUCACAUCGCCAAUGAAGAGAGCGCUCGGCAAUUAGUGCGCGGAGCUCUUGGAACACUGGACUCCCGAUCUACACGCGCUGCGGCACCUCUCGCGGCGCGUGCCCGCCCACCGCUACGAAAAGCAGUCUUCCACCUCGCUUGGUCACCCGAUACUCUGCCAACUCCUCAGGCUAUAACUCCACUCCUAGAAUUCCUGGAUCAACACCUAUCAUCUUUAAACACGUGGUUAUUACCGCGAGUGUUCAUCCGAGCACUCGCUGGUUGCUGGAGUGCUGUUCUCAAGGAGGUAUCCGCACAGGCUGAUGCGGGUGGAGCGGAGAAACCAAGAGUAUAUCACCACAGACUCAGAGAAGCCCUAGACCUUCUCGCUGAAUUCUUCCAUGCUGAAGGAAAAGGUUUGCCGAUGACAGAUGUACAUAAUGCCGAGUGGGUACGGGUUGAACAAAGAAUGCAGUACCAUCAGGCUCCGACUGAAGAACUCUUAGAACGCUGGCUAGCUGACCGAUUGAUUGAGCAAACACGUACGCCCUUACCAUCACCUUAUGGAUCCAUAUUAGUAAGAGUGUAUUUCAAUCACGACUCCCUGUGUGUCGAGGUACUGUCGGCCCGGGACGUGAUUCCGCUUGAUCCCAACGGUUUAAGUGACCCGUUUGUAGUGCUCGAGCUACUCCCCAAACGGCUCUUUCCGAAAACUCACGAACAAAUCACGAACGUGCAGAAGAAAACACUGAACCCAAUUUGGGAUGAAUGCUUCGAAUUCGGCGUGUCUUUGGAAGCUUGUCGAUCGCAGCAGGCAACUUUGGCGCUCUCUGUUUGGGACAAAGACGUGCUGACCGCAGACGACUUUGCCGGCGAAGCGUAUGUUUCUCUUUCACGAGUGCCCGGUGUCAACAGUCACGCUCCACCAGAUCCGCUGCGUCCCAUCGAACUGCCUCUAAUGCAGUUACACGAUAGAAAUCAUCCAAUACUGCAAAUUUUGGAAUCGCGAACGACGGACAAACUGGCCAUCGAUUUUGUCAAGAAACAAAAAUUACGUUUUGCCGAACAGUAA